Rotaria sp. Silwood1 is the source of this 501-nucleotide messenger RNA. The record is from the annotation of a GenBank genome assembly. Lineage: Eukaryota; Metazoa; Rotifera; Eurotatoria; Philodinida; Philodinidae.
AUGGUGAAGAUAGCGCUUCAAAUAAAAGCAAAUCUUGACAAUGUCACAGAUUUUCAUAUAGAAUCUUUUGAUGAUUUUAUCUGGUAUUUAAAAUUAGAUUGUACAAAAUGUCAUACACAUUCUGAUACAUAUCAUGAUAUUAAUAUAAAACAAUCAUCAAGCAUAUCUGGAAGUCGUGGUGAAGCUAAUUUUUUAAUGAAAUGUAAAUUUUGUUCACAAGAAGCAAAUCUAAAUAUUGAACCAGUUAAACCACCAAUGAAUUAUACAACUGAUGAUUCGGAUAAUCAUACUUUUAAGACACUUGUUAUAUUUGAAUGUCGUGGUAUUGAACCAGUUGAUUGGCAACCAGGUGACGGAUGGACAUGUCAAGGUGUUGAAUCUAGUACGAACUUUGGUCAAAUUGAUUUGUCCGAAAAUAAAGAAUGGAUGGAUUAUGAUGAAAAAGCUAAACAACCUGUAGCCAUUAAUGAACUUGAAUUUAAAUUUGUUAAAGUUAAAUAA